AUGGCGCUCGAAGCCGGAAGGCAUGUUCUGAUCGAGAAGCCGAUUACCGUGAAUGCGGAACAAUGCAACGCCCUCUUAAACACAGCCGCGGCGAAGCGGUUGUUCGUGAUGGAGGGCUUGUGGACGCGAUUCCAACCCAUCGGCUAUGCCUUCCGCGAGGUCCUCGGCGAGGCUGGGAAGGUUCGUCGAGUGUGGGCCGACAAUGGGUUGGGCAUGGAGGUUGAACGUCAAUUCCCGACUGGGGGUCGACUGGUCACAUUGGACUUGGCUGGAGGGGGAUUGCUGGAUUUGGGGAUUUACUCUCUGAACUGGGUAUUGCAGGCGCUGGGCCCACGAAGAGACUAUGCACCGCGCUCGGUGGCCUUAGUGAUUUCAAGCGCUUGGCCGGGUGUGCAAAACUGGAAAGACACUUCUGCACUCAUGGCUGCUCGAAACCCGACCACUAAACCCACUAUUCUCGGCACCGAACUUGCACUUAUCAAAGAAGCCCUUACGCUCUUCAAUCUUAAUGGCAAGGGAAAAUACACCCGUCUGUGCGAGCAAUGGCUGGAGACGUUUAUGCCCGCCGACUCAAAGGGGAAAGCAUUUGUUCUUUCAUCGUGCACCUCCGCCCUCGAAUUGGCCGCCAUUCUUGCCAACAUACAACCCGGAGAUGAAAUCACCGUGCCCAGCUACACCUAUGUGUCGACUGUGAAUUCUUUUGUUCUCCGUGGUGCGGUGCUCGUCUUCGUGAGUCUGGACAGUCGAACCAUGAACAUCGAUGCACGCGUGAUCGAGGCCACAAUCACGUCCAAGACACGCGUCAUCGUUCCAGUACAUUAUGGGGGCAUCGCGGCCGAUAUGGACCCCAUCAUGGAUAUUGCCCGGCGACACGGGUUACUGGUUGUCGAGGAUGCUGCCAUGGCAUGCACGUCACUUUACGAAGGCCGCAUGCUCGGUACUAUCGGCCAUAUAAGAUGCAUCAGCUUCCAUGCAGAGAAGAACUUCACCGCCGGUGGCCAGGGCGGCGCUUUGCUUGUCAAUGACCCUCCGUUCAUAGACCGUGCGAGGAUUGUCUAUGAGCACGGUACAAAUCGCAGCCAGGUCGAUCGGUACCAAUGGUUGGAUCUGGGCACCAACGCUACAUUGUCCGAAGUGCAGGCUGCAUUCCUCUACGCCCAACUCCAGACCGCAGAUACCAUCAAUACCCUGAGGCUCAAGCUUUGGCAGAGGUAUCACUCCGCGCUCCGGCCACUGGUGGAGAAAGGAGACUUGACUCUGCCGACGAUUCCGGAGAAUACGGCACAUAAUGGGAAUGUAUUUUAG
This is a messenger RNA of Aspergillus japonicus CBS 114.51, 1305 nucleotides long. RefSeq names its product PLP-dependent transferase. The record is from RefSeq and is a predicted model, not a curated record. Gene Ontology annotation, molecular function: nucleotide binding; dTDP-4-amino-4,6-dideoxygalactose:2-oxoglutarate transaminase activity; pyridoxal phosphate binding. Gene Ontology annotation, biological process: polysaccharide biosynthetic process. The coding region runs from base 1 to 1305 and encodes 434 amino acids. The transcript is spliced from 2 exons. NCBI's taxonomy places the organism in Eukaryota, Fungi, Ascomycota, Eurotiomycetes, Eurotiales, Aspergillaceae.